AUUCCUCCACCAGCUCAGCAAGAUAAUACAACGCAGAGGCUGUAGAGAUAAAUCAAUCGGCAUGGACGAACUCGCGUUCAGGCACUUCACAUGUUCCAAUGAUCAGUGCAAUAAGUGUUUAAAUCCUGGGAAGUUUAUAACAAACGGUUCAUCCUUUCUUGAAAACUGUCUGUCACAGUGCCAGAGUAAYAAGAACUUGAGCGGUGCUGCUUGUGAUAAAGGUUGCGAGAUCCUUCAUGAUCUACAUGCAGAAUCAGCUGGGUCCACCGGCAUUCCGAUUGACAAAGACACCAAAAAUCAUACCGUGUUAGAAAAGUUAUCCCUGGAGUGUCGCACUACACGAUCUAUGCUCAUCCACUUUGACGUCAGAUACAAGAGUCAUCACGUGAUCAACGAACCAGUAGGAUUUAUCUUUUACUUACGUGUAUUUAACAAACGAGGGCUAUGGACGGUUUCUUAUGACUUUAUGCCUGACAAUUUACUUCAUGUUUCAACUUUACCAUAUCCACCAACCUCCCUCGAAGUUAAUGUUGCUAUGGUUACGCCAAAAGGCAUAGUGGAAAAACCAGUGGUCAUCCAAGGUUCUUCGCUGUUUAACAGAACUUUUACCUCAGRUGUUUUUCAUUAUCUCAACACUAAAGGAAAGACGGAUACGAGUUUACAGCCGGUAGUGAACUACAGCUACUCAUUUCAUUACCAAAAGUCCAAGAAUGACCAAUCUAAAGCAAAGCUCUUCUGUAUAGUCACGUGGAAACCGCCUGAGCCGAGCCGGCCAUGUGACUAUGAUAUUGUUUACGGUCAAGAAAAAGAAACUUCUAUAACUCGACAUCAAAAGUMCUUCUCAGGCAUGAAGGCGACUCCGAAUUAUUAUCUUCCAAAUUACACCGUUACAUUACAAAACUUCGAUUUUGAGAAAGAAAAACUMGUUCUGAAGUCUCUCGCAGAUUGA
Messenger RNA from Actinia tenebrosa (Australian red waratah sea anemone), 949 nucleotides. RefSeq lists its product as uncharacterized. The record is from RefSeq and is a predicted model, not a curated record. Lineage: Eukaryota; Metazoa; Cnidaria; Anthozoa; Actiniaria; Actiniidae.